This is a messenger RNA of Penicillium samsonianum, 2559 nucleotides long. RefSeq lists its product as uncharacterized. Gene Ontology annotation, molecular function: acyltransferase activity, transferring groups other than amino-acyl groups; hydrolase activity, hydrolyzing O-glycosyl compounds. Gene Ontology annotation, biological process: carbohydrate metabolic process; peptidoglycan turnover. The transcript has 4 exons. Lineage: Eukaryota; Fungi; Ascomycota; Eurotiomycetes; Eurotiales; Aspergillaceae. The record is from RefSeq and is a predicted model, not a curated record. Bases 1 to 2559 code for a protein of 852 amino acids.
AUGGCUUCUUCUGAUCUUCAAAAGCAGGUUGGCCAGCUCUUCGCGGUGGGGUUCUAUGGCUGCACCCCAAGUCCCGAAAUCAAGACUUUGAUCCAUGACUACCACGUUGGAGGCAUCGUCCUCUUCUCGCGCAAUUUUGAGAAUGCAGAACAGCUUCAGGCCUUGACACUGGCUUUACAGAAUGAAGCCAGAGUGGCUGGACAUGAGCGACCACUGUUGAUCGGAAUUGAUCAGGAGAAUGGACUGGUCACUCGCAUUUCUCCCCCGAUCGCUGCUCAGGUACCAGGGCCUAUGGCACUUGGCGCCACGCAUGACCCGGAGUGCGCCUACAGUGCGGGGAAAGCCACGGGGGAAACCCUGAGUUUCUUCGGAAUUAACAUGAACUAUGCACCAGUGUGCGAUAUCAACUCGGAGCCCUUAAACCCAGUUGUUGGUGUACGCAGCCCUGGCGAUGACCCUGAAUUUGUGGGCCGGUUUGCGAGUGCAGCUGCGCGGGGUCUGCGGGAACAAAACAUCGUCCCCAGCGUAAAGCAUUUUCCAGGUCAUGGAGACACAGCUGUUGACUCGCAUUAUGGACUGCCGGUCAUCCCUAAAACAAGGGAUCAGCUGGAGCGUUGCGAGUUGAUUCCCUUUAGGCGGGCUGUCGCUGAAGGCAUCGAGACCGUCAUGACUGCUCAUAUCUCGCUGCCUUGUAUCGAUCUCAUGCGACCUGCAACACUUUCUCCGGAUGUUAUGGGAAUCUUGCGCAAGGACAUGGCCUAUGAUGGUAUGAUCAUCACAGACUGCCUGGAGAUGGAUGGAAUCCGCUCCACAUACGGUACAGAGGAAGGCUCGGUGCUAGCGUUGCGCGCUGGUAGCGAUAGCAUCAUGAUCUGUCAUACCUUUGAUGUGCAGGUGGCUUCAAUCAAAAGAGUUUGUGAAGCAAUAAAGUCCGGCACAAUUGAUCAAUCACGACUGGCUGACGCUUGUCGCCAUGUGGCUACGGUGAAGGACAAGUUUUUGAACUGGGACGCCGCUCUUCGGCAAUCCACUCUCACAGACUUGAGCUCCCUCAACAAUAGAAUUGCCGAGACGACGAUGGAUAUAUAUUCUCGAUCGACAACACUCGUUCGUGACAAAAAUGGUGUUCUCCCCCUGUCAAGGACUUCAAUCAUAAUCUUCCUCUUCCCUGGAGACAAGACCCCAGUCGGUGGUGCUGUGGAUGGCGAAGGAACGGGACGGCCAGGAUUAUAUCAGUCCAACAAAUACCUUGAUGUUCUGCGGCAACACAACAAUUCCAUUGCUGAGCUCAGAUACGGAGCGACAGGUCUGACUUCGGAGCAAUGGCGAACCAUUGAAGUCGCCGAUGUGGUGAUUUUCACUUCACUCAAUGCAAGAGAGUCGCCAUACCAGGAGCAGCUAGGCCUAGAACUUGCUGAACGUGUUCAUUCAUUGGUGCAUAUUGCUGCCUGCAACCCUUAUGACUUCCUUGAUGCUCCUAGUGUCAAGACUUAUAUUACCACCUACGAGCCGACUAUCGAGGCAUUUUCUGUGGCUGCCGAUAUCAUGUUCGGAUCGCUGAUCCCGACAGGUGCUCUUCCCGUGGGAACGAGUGCUUUGAGCAAGACCUCCGCGGUAGUAACGCCAUUUAACGCACAAAGAGAUCUGGAUGAGGUGCUCGAAGUCUGGGCCGCUGCUCUCCCGACCUACCUUGUUCCUACUGAAAGCUUGCGGUCUCUGAUAGUACGCCCGCAUGGCCACCAUUUCAUCGCUCGCAUUGGAUCGCAGCUAGUAGGCUUCUGUCUUGCUUACACAAAUGACCACGGUGCACCAAACACCGUGUAUAUCACAGUUCUUGCCGUGGCACCAAAGUAUCAACACCAAGGCGUUGGAAUUGCCCUGCUAGAAGAAACGAGAGCAUACUUCAGGGCAACCUUUGGACUCAAUAAUGUGAAGCUGGGCAGCUCAUUCCCCCGCUUUUGGCCCGGGAUACCCCAGGACCUUCCAGAAACAGUGCAACAUUUCUUCACUCACCGUGGUUUCCGACUCAGUCCGCCCAGUGCCCGGUCGGUUGAUUUGUACCAAGAUAUUCGGAACUUCCAGUCGCCAGAGAAGUAUAUCACUCGUGCCCGGGAGCGAGGCUUCCGCUUCGCGCCAUUAAAAUCCGAAGAUUACGAGGCCUGUCUGGCUGGACAAAGAAGAAACUUUUCUAAGAACGGGAGCUGGGUGGAGGCAUACGUCGCAUUACAUCCCGACAAGUAUCCCGACAGUGUGAUGACAGCAUUCGACUCCCAAGGCCAGCAGGUCGGCUGGACGUUAAUGCUCGGUCCAUCAGAUGCUCUGAACAAGUCUUGGGCAUUCCCCCAAACCUGUGGUCCGAAAACAGGGCUGAUCGGUGCCGUGGGAAUUGAUGAGUCCCACCGCAAGUAUGGAAUUGGGCUGGCAUUGGUCUGUCAUGCUAUUGAAAACAUGAAGCAACGAGGCCUUGAAGGCGUCUUUGUAGACUGGGUUGCACUCGACGGGUGGUAUGAGCAGGUUGGUUUUAAGACCUGGCGAAGCUACAGACCCGGAGAGCUUUGA